Molecule: messenger RNA, 1875 nt
Organism: Lodderomyces parapsilosis
Lineage: Eukaryota; Fungi; Ascomycota; Pichiomycetes; Serinales; Debaryomycetaceae
Gene: ABP1
Product: Abp1p
Exons: 1
Coding region: 1-1875 (624 amino acids)
Biological process (GO): regulation of actin filament polymerization
Cellular component (GO): actin filament; plasma membrane; cortical actin cytoskeleton
Molecular function (GO): actin filament binding
Source: RefSeq, a predicted model, not a curated record
AUGGAAAAGAUAGACACUUCAACAAACUCGAAAAGGAUUCAAGAUCCAUACCUCAAAGUUGUCAAAGGAGACCCCAAUGUCUCUUAUGUUGUUUAUUCCGUUGACAAAAAUGCAACAUUGGACGUUGCAGAGACUGGUAAUGGGUCAUUAGACGAAUUCAUUGAAAACUUUACCGAUGGCCAGGUUCAAUUCGGUUUAGUCAGAGUUACUGUUCCCGGCUCUGAUGUGUUUAAGAAUAUUUUGGUAGGAUGGUGUCCUGAUAAUGCACCUACGAAAUUGAGAAUGUCGUUUGCAAACAAUUUUGCAGAGAUUUCAAAAAUAUUCAAUGGUUAUCACAUUCAAAUCACCGCCAGAGACCAAGACGAUUUGGAUGCUGAUGACUUUUUGAACCGAGUCUGUGCUGCUGCUGGUGCAAGAUAUUCAACUGUGUCAGACGGAACCGCCAAAAAACCAGCAAACAACGUCUCCAAGCCCAUUGUCUCAAAGCCAGUUUCAUCAUCCAGCAAACCCUCAUUCGUUCCAAAAUCCACUGGGAAACCAAUUUCUGCUGUAUCUUCCGGUCACAAGUUUAAGCCUAAAUCCGAUGACGAUGGGUGGGGAGAUGCCCAAGAUGUCGAAGAACGUGACUUUGAUGAAAAACCAUUGGAGGAUGUGCCUUCAACAUACAAGCCAACUAAGGUCAAUAUUGAAGAAUUGAGAAAACAAAAAUCUGACACUGUUAGCUCAACUCCGAAGUCCAAAUUUAAUGCCUCUCAGGACAAACAGGAUGAGGAAGGAUCUCCAAAACCAUUGAGUGAACGUAUGAAAGCUUACGAACAAGGUGAUGGUAGAUUGACUUCACUUCCAAAACCAAAAGUUGGACAUUCAGUCGCUGAUAGAUAUAAAGCAAAUGCCACCCCAUCUGGAGCACCUUCAUUCGGAGCAAAGCCAACUUUUGGGGCAACCAAGAAUGAUAGAAGCGAUAAAGUUGUUGGGGGCUUUGCAAGAAAUUUUGGAGCCGAGAAUGGUAAAACACCAGCACAAAUAUGGGCCGAAAAGAGAGGUAAAUACAAGACUGUGGCGGCUGAAGAUGAACCUGAGGCAGGAGAUGAAGAUCAUCAAAAGGAGUCUUUUCAGAGUCAUGCCUCGGAAUUGGCCAGCAAAUUUGAAAAGAAGGCUAACAUUGAUGAUGCUGAUGAGGGGGAUGAGGAAGAUGAAAAACCUGCAUCCUCACCUGCAAGGAACUUGCCUCCUCCGCCAGCAAGACAAAACUUUUCAGCUGCUCACAUUGAGGAAGACGAUGAUGAAGAAGACGACGAGGAUGAAAAACCCGCCAAGUUACCAGCUAGAAACAUUCCCGCACCAAGUUUACCAUCUCGUAAUGCUCAAUAUGAAGAUGAUGACGAUGAAGAGGAGGAGGGAAACGACGAUAAGCAGCCUGCUGGAUUCACCCCUUCUUUGCCAUCUCGUGGCUCCCACCAAAAUGAGCCCAAACCACCUGUCUUGCCUGGAAGAAACUUACCUCCAGCAUCUAAAGGUUUCGAUGAUGAUGACGAGGAUGAAGAAGAUGAUGAUGAGAAACCAGCUACUUUGCCAGCAAGAAAUUUGCCUCCACCACCCCCAAGACAACCUAGCCCAGAGGUCGAAGAUGAAGAAGAGGCGGAAGAGGAAGAACAGCCUGCUACUGGCGCAGAUCCAAACUCACAACAUGCAGGAUCUGUGACUGCUACAGCAGAAUACGAUUACGAAAAGGAUGAGGAUAAUGAGAUAGGUUUUGAGGAAGGUGAUCUCAUUAUCGAGAUUGACUUUGUGGAUGAAGACUGGUGGUCUGGAAAGCAUUCAAAGACUGGUGAAGUUGGUCUUUUCCCAGCCAAUUACGUCACUUUGAAUAAGUAG